This is a messenger RNA of Micropterus salmoides (largemouth bass), 1967 nucleotides long. RefSeq names its product bone morphogenetic protein 6-like. The transcript has 5 exons. The coding region runs from base 124 to 780 and encodes 218 amino acids. Lineage: Eukaryota; Metazoa; Chordata; Actinopteri; Centrarchiformes; Centrarchidae. The record is from RefSeq and is a predicted model, not a curated record. Gene Ontology annotation, biological process: SMAD protein signal transduction; BMP signaling pathway. Gene Ontology annotation, molecular function: cytokine activity; growth factor activity. Gene Ontology annotation, cellular component: extracellular region.
CAUCACUGUCUGGUCACUCCUGUCUCCUCAUUCAACCAGACACACAGAACCAACCACAGUAGCCUGUCGCGAGUCUGACUCAAAAGCAGUUGAUCUAUAGAUUGACCAUCCGGCUCAUGCACCAUGUCUUUCACGUUUGUUGUCAUUACAAUGCUUCUCGGCUCUUCAGUGGUUAUCGCAUUUGUCUUGCAGCCAUCCAAAGAAGAACCUGCAGCCUCUGCAAAUGCUCCUGUUUCCUACCACAGAUGCCAGCAUGAGUCAUUGCAGUCCAUCAGGAAGAGUCUCCUCGGGGCUCUCAACUUGCAGACUGAGCCACAGCUGCCUGCUGGUGGGCUGGAGGGGGUCAGAAAGCAAUGGUGGAGCACCUUCAGCAGCAAUGCCCACAGAGCCAUGGACACUGCUGUUCCAGCAGUCUCUGGGUACUCUGUGUCACCUGAUGAUGGAAACAGUACGAGUGAACUGAAGUGCUGUUCCAUGGCCCAUGAGAUCUUCAUGAAAGAUCUGGGCUGGGACAACUGGGUGAUCCAUCCUGCCAGCCUUACCAUCGUUCAGUGUGCCCUCUGCAACCCCAAAGCGAACACUAUGCAAUGUCCAUCAUCCCGCACCGAUGUCCAGGAUGCCAACUCACAGGGCCAGGUGCAAUGUUGUCAGCCCAUCGCCCAGGAAAUGGUGCCUGUCGUCUACGUGAAUGAAUUCAGCACCCUCGUCAUUUCCUCCGUGCAGCAGACCCGCAGCUGCGGCUGUGGACAUAGCAACCUCCAGCAACCCACCCAAGAGUAAAGUUUUUUUCAUAGUCCAUAGCAUGUGACAUCUGCGAGCCACCUGGCGCACACACAAAAACACAAAAUACAGAAAAGGUGUAAAUACGGUACAUGCUGGCCUUUCGUCUCUCUCAAACACUUGUGUAGACUAUGUCUCUUUAGUUUUAGAUGUUAUCUUAGAUCCUUACAGUGUGUAUUCAACACUGAGCACGGGAACCAAAGCAAAGUCUUCCAAUUUGUCUAUUCGUACCAGAAAGAAUGAAAGAAUGCCAGCACAGAUUUGUUGAGCCAUAAACAUAAAACUGAUACAUUUUAAUAAAACUCAUGAGAUGAUGAUUCCAAUUUACAAUUGUUUGCUACUGUGUUUUAUGUUAACAGUUAGUAACAAUUAAGCUUAGGAAGAUUUUGCAGGGCAAUAACAACUGCAGUUCUGUGGGUAAAUUAGUUAAGUAUUUCUCUUGCACCAGGAACUGGACGUGAAGUGCAGCUGACACUCGUGUGCUAAAUGCUGCCACUUUAAUCUGAUAAGUACAGAGUGCUAUUUAAAGCUACUAACUGUUACUGAGUGUUCCCUCCAAAAAUGUGAGACUUUCCAGAGCCAAAUCCUGUCACAGGCCAGUUGCCUCUUAUCUGUGAAAUGACCAUCUCAUCUUAUGAGUAAGAGGCCAGUUUAAUCCCAAUGAAAACAGAUGGUUGUGCAUUUAAAGUGGUGAAAAUGUAAUAAUAAAUUGUGUAUGAUUGUCAUUUUGAGGGUUAAACGUGUUUUGCAGGGAGAGUAAUAGGAGAAGAUUGUGUUCACCAGCUAAACUCUCUGCACCUAAAACUUAGUAUCAGUUUCUUCUGGAUAUGAACAUCUGUUCUGUGCUUUUCCACGAACAUCGAUUGGCCAUGCUCCAGCUUCACGUUUCAACUGUCCAUUGGUUAUAUGAAAGACACACUUAGAAUAUUUGGUUGUUUUUUACUUUAACACAUAUUUUGUUUGUUAUUUUGUUAUAUGCUCACUCACUUUACAAAGUUACCUCACCAUUCACUUUUUCAUGUAUUUUCACAAGUGAUCACCUCCACCUUAAUCAAUGCAUUUUGAUUAAAUGCAAACAGUUUCAUUGUGCUUAUGACCCUGCUAUGAUAUUGUAACCAUUUGUACCAAUUUACAGAUUUCUUGCUCACAAUUAUUUGAAUAAAGAUGAUUGAAAUGAACACCCACAA